Sugiyamaella lignohabitans is the source of this 1827-nucleotide messenger RNA. It is a transcript of the gene SOK2, whose product is annotated as Sok2p. The record is from RefSeq and is a predicted model, not a curated record. Gene Ontology annotation, cellular component: nucleus. The transcript has a single exon. Lineage: Eukaryota; Fungi; Ascomycota; Dipodascomycetes; Dipodascales; Trichomonascaceae. Gene Ontology annotation, biological process: positive regulation of transcription by RNA polymerase II. Gene Ontology annotation, molecular function: DNA-binding transcription factor activity; sequence-specific DNA binding. Bases 1 to 1827 code for a protein of 608 amino acids.
AUGAAUACAGCAAGUGGCUCAACCUUUUCAGAGUCGUCGUACUCCCAGUAUCCUCCUUAUCAAAGACAGAAACCAGAAGCUCAACAGGAGCAUCAUCUGUCACAGCAAGGACAACAGCAACAACAGCCUCUCCGCCAUCUUAACCACACUCAUCCAUUGCAAACACAAUCUUUUCAGCAGCAACUUCAACAUACGCAGCAAUUUUCUCAAUCCCCACCACAAGUGUCUGAUAAACACCAGCCAGAGGGUCCUGCCGCCGGCUCUUCUAGUCAAUCGAUGCUUCAACAACAACAGCUUUCUCAGGCAUAUUAUGGGCAGUCUAACUAUGGGUAUGAACCACCACAACCUCCUCAAGUUCACCACAUGCAACAAUAUGCCCAACCUUAUGGUCAACCUUUUCAACAGUUUAGGUCAAACAGCUCCCAUCCUAUAGAUGUUAGCAACCAGUUCCCCUCCUUGAAGGGUCAAAUUCAAGUAACACCAGGUAUGCCCGGACAAGUAUCUCCCCCAGGGUGCAAACCAAGAGUCACAACCGCUCUAUGGGAAGAUGAGGGGACCCUGUGUUUCCAAGUCGAAGCAAAAGGAAUAUGCAUUGCCCGCAGAGCAGAUAACAAUAUGAUCAACGGAACGAAGCUACUAAAUGUUGCAGGAAUGACAAGAGGUCGAAGGGAUGGAAUUCUAAAAUCUGAAAAAGUGCGUCACGUUGUCAAAAUUGGUACUAUGUAUCUUAAAGGUGUGUGGAUUCCAUAUGAACGAGCUCUUGAAUUUGCUGGAAGAGAAAAAAUUGUAGAACAGCUCUAUCCACUGUUUGUGGCUGACAUUGGAGCAUUCCUCUAUCACCCCAUGAAUUACACCCAAACUAUGCAAUUUGUAGCGGCUGCACAAAGGAAGAAACAAGUCGAACAGCUAAGAUACCAGCAAGCUCAGCACCAAGCUGUGGCGGCAGCUGCCUCAGCUCAACAGCAGCAUCAUCAGAACCAUCCGCAGCAGCAACAACAACAACACCUUCACCACCAGCAACAGCAACAUCAACAACAACAGCAACAACAACAACAUGAACAACAGCUACAAAGCUGGAACACCGUGUAUUAUCAACAACCUCCAACCACUUCCUCUCUCCCUCAACCAACCGCUAGGUCUCCAGUCUACGGGUACAGUUCUACUGCGGAAGUUGCACAGGGUUCCGGACCGACUAUUAGCGAACUUAAAAUAGAACCAGCAAAUUACGCAUCUUCUUCCUCGUCGUCCCAGGCUCACAUGCACCUCCUGUCUCAGAAUCCUCAGCAACCUCAGGCAAAGCAACAUCAAGUUCAAAAUCAGAGGCAGGGACAAGGGCAUCAAUAUCAACAUCAGCAGCAAACUCAGUCACAACAUCAAGUACAACAGCAGCAGCAACAACAACAACAGCAGCAGCAGCAGCCACAGACUCCUGUUCAGCUUCAACCUAGCUCAUCACAUCAUCAACAGCAAUAUAUUUAUUCCGAUACUUAUCAAACUCAGCCAUCUUCUUUACAGCAUGAUCGGCAGCAGCCUAGACAAGUUCAAUCAAUACCGACAUUACCCAUUAGAUCACAAGCAGUCUCGGGUCAUAGGUCGUCACAUUUCUCACAUGUAUCAGUUCAAAAUGAUCCUAGACAAUCUGAGUCGACUCCAGCAUCGGCCCUUAUCCCAGGGUGGCACGAAGUCCAAACCAUGCAACAAAAUCCCGACUCGCAAUCAUCCAAUUCUAGCAGCGAUCAACAUGUUCAAAGUACCCAUCUCCUGCUCAAAGAUGACAAUAACCAGGGAUCACCGCCGUCUUCCUUAUCAACAAAUGCUACGGGAUAG